CUCUUCGCUCCUCUGCCUCCUCAUCCUAACAAUGUUACCUCGGGAAAGAGAGAUAGCUACCUUAUUCUAGGGAUGAACUCAGGGAAGGUAGGUGUUUUCCGCAGCCCCGAGUUCAGACAAACUGGCCUUGCAGUUUGUCUGCAAGUCUGAGCACCUGGCUAGCUUUAAGGAAAACCUCUCAAAGAUUCUGUGCCUGGACCAAGGAUCCAGAAGCUUUCACCGCCUCUCAAGGUGAAAACAGUUCAUUUCCCUGCAAAGUGAUGUGGUAUCUCCCAGUGCAUGACUCAUCUUGGCUCCGAUCCCACAACACCAUAGGGUGAGGGCUCGGACACGGUGUGUCUUUUCCCUCAGCUCUGGAUGCUGAUGUCUGUAUGGAAGAGAGCAGACACACCAUCCAGGGAGCCACUGGGUAUCUCCAGAACAUGGCAAGCAGUGGAUACCUGUAUAGCCUGCUGGCUGAAGAUGGAGCCUGGCAGGCGUUUGUAUCCAAGGCCAAGUUGUCCAGGGAAAGGGCAGUGGCCCUCCACAAAGCUCUGAGGGAACUGGCAGUGCUCUUGGCCAUAGCAGACAGAGGCAGGCUUCAAAGAGGCCUGAAAGGCAGGGAGAAGUUUUUGAAAGUCUUUCCUCACUUGAAAGCACAGCUGGUGGGGCACAUCAGUCACCUCCAUGCCCUGGCUGACCACGCUGAGAAACUACACAGGGGCUGCACCAUCUCCAACGUGGUGGCUGACUCCUUCAGUGCUGCCUCUGACAUCCUGGGCAUCCUUGGUCUCUUUCUGGCACCUGUGACAGCAGAGGGAAGUCUGGUGCUCUCAGCAACUGGCUUGGGGCUGGGGGUAGCAGCUACUGUGACUAAUGUUGCUACUUCAGUCCUGGCGGAAACAAUCAAGGUUUUGGAUGAAGUUGAAGAUGCUCCGACUGGCACAAGUGUGGCUAGGAUUGUCAACAAGAUCCCUCAGGCUACCAGAGACAUCACCAGAGACCUGGAAGCCCUUGAGCAGCACAUGAAUGCCCUCAGGCUGGUUAGAGCCAACCCUCAUUUAGAAGAAGAUGCCAGGAUCCUUGCCACCACAGGAAGCAUCUCUGCCCAACGGGCUGUGCAGGUGCAGGCCAGUCUGGAAGGAACCCCUCUGGCAAUGAGCAAUGAAGCCCGGAUCCAACGUGCCACCACCGCAGGUGCCGCCCUCUGGAGUAACGUGAACAGUCUUGUCAAAGAGUCAAAGCAUUUGUACGAAGGGUCUGCAUCAGAGUCGGCUGAAGCAGUGAGGAAGCUGGCUCGAGAGCUGGAGGAGAAGCUAGAGCGGCUCAUGGAAUUCUACAAGACGAUCUGAUCAGGCCCCAGUCAGUCACCCCAUCCCCAAGACAUGCAGAGGUCAGGAGAGAGGACCUGGACAGAGGAGAGCAAGACUGCAGUCAGGUCCGAGGGACCGAGUGUACAGGCCUGCUGCUGAACACAGCACAAUCAGGUGAGAAACCCACCCCCCCACCCCCGGUGCCUGAGACGAGGGACCAAAGGAUGUGCUGUAAGAGGGACUGGGAAGAUUGAACUCUGGACUAAACAUGGAAGAAGCCAGUUAAGAGGACUAAAAAGCCCUCCCCAGCUGAGCAAACAAGACCCCACAAAAGGCAAACCAGAGAGAAAGGUGUGUGCUCUGUAAACACAUCAUGAGCCCCAUCCCUGUGCUUUAGAGCCUCUGCUUCUCCCCAGCUCCCCAGCCCACACCCAUCCUCAGGCAUGUCAUGGUCCCCUAAAUAAACCGUUUCUGUUGUUCCUCA
Messenger RNA from Mus caroli (Ryukyu mouse), 1776 nucleotides. Its product is annotated as apolipoprotein L3-like. Gene Ontology annotation, cellular component: membrane; extracellular region. Gene Ontology annotation, molecular function: lipid binding. The record is from RefSeq and is a predicted model, not a curated record. Gene Ontology annotation, biological process: lipid transport; lipoprotein metabolic process. Lineage: Eukaryota; Metazoa; Chordata; Mammalia; Rodentia; Muridae.